ACUGAAAGUCGGCGAUUUUGAAAGUGAAACCGUGAGCGUGACGGCAGCGAGCCCCGCGGUGGUGGCAGGAGAUCACUCCCUGACGAUGGUCUUACCGGAUGUGGACUUCCACGGAGAACAUGUUGUAGAGCCGCGCCGAGCUGGCAGAUGGAUCCAGGUCGGUUCUCCACUUCUGUCUGCGUCCUGAUGGUGUGUCUUCUCGGGACGACGCGGCUCUCCAGCGUCGGCCAGUGCGCAUGUCCAGAAAUUCCCAGAAGAAGUCUUACUUUGCCACCAGAAGGAAAAAACUGCUUCAACGUUAGCGACAAAUAUCGCUACACGUGCAUUCCCGGUUACGUGAGGAAGGCCGGAACGUCGAAUCUCAUCAAGUGCAACAAUCAUUCGCAGUGGACCACUACCAAAUUUCCACUGGAGUGUAUACCUCAUCCAGACUCAACUCCAACGCCGCCACACAUUCCAGAUGAUUCAAGCAUCACGACUGCGGCAACAAACCGGCCAGGAACUUCCACCAGCCAUCCGACUGGAAGAAGCUCUACUACUGAAACUACAAGCUCAGCUAAUAUGGAGGAGCAAAGUACAUCAGAAACUAAAAGCACAACCACAGUGGUUUCCUAUAAAACUCGGAGCUCCACAUACUCACCAAGUAACCAUAGCAACGGAAACAGCUCUAUGAAAGAAACCCACACAGAAACUUUCACAGCAGCAGACACCAGAACAAUUGCUGCCACUUUAUCUGUGGUGAUCCUAUUGGUUUCCAUGAGUGGCAUCAUCUUCGUACUAUAUCGAAGGAGAAAAAGGCCGAUUCCCCCUCAGGAAACAGAGGAGAUGCAGCCAAUGAACAACCCCUCUUGAGCCGUGAUGUAGACUUUGUAGGAAAAAAGAGGAAGGAAGAACGAGCAGCCUGUAUUUAAAAAUGAACGUAGCCACUGUGAUAUCGCCCUCACGCUUGUGAAAUGCUGUUUUGAAGCCUGGAAUCUGCCAUCUUGUCUACUUUAUUUAAACAAACAGGACAAAUUGUCUGUAAAUAUGUUAUCUUCAGCUAAGAGUUAUUCAACAUAUUCUGAUGGAUGUUAAAUCUCUAAAAGCAAUAGAGGAGACUGGGGUAAUUUGAGCCAAAGGGUAAGUUGAAUUAUCAGUUGUUUCUAGGAAACUGUAAAAAAAAAAAAACAUUGAUCAUGUGACCAAAUAGGAGGAAUUCAUCAUUUAAUGAAGUUUAUGACUUUCCCUCAAGGGGAAAGUGAUUGCAUCUUUAUUUCCCUUUACCUAGCAACGUUAAAAUGACUCGAAUCACCCCAGAGUGGAGCCGCAGCGCCGUAAUGAGCGGGAACAAAAACCGUUUCUCCCACCUGAAAGCGAAUUUAGUCUAUCAUAAGUUUCAUAAAAAAAUGUGUUUAUACUAAAACAAAUAUUUGUAAUUUUGUUUUAUACAUCAGUUGAGCAACAAUACAAGGUCAUAAAUCAAAGAUAAUUUCAGUCCAAGUUCAAGUGCCAGCUUUUGAACUUGCUUGUUGCUUGUUGAGAUGCUACAACCCAACCACAAAUUUGAAACAAGGAUUCAAAAUGCCUUUUUUUUUUUGCUCCAAAGUUUAAUGUUCAGUCCCCAAGCACACAUGAAAGCAUGCUGUCUUCUUUUUUUAAAUCUUUUUUUCUUUUCUUCUUUUUUUUUUUACUAAACAGCACGUUAUCUGUUGUAUCUGUUGAAUUGUGCACAACAACUAUGGCUUUACUUACCCCGCACCAAUGCUUGUUUUACCGCUUUACCUCACAUACGGGGUAAGUUGAGCCAUGAGAACUUCAAAAAAAAAAAAAAAAAUUCAACAAUAUCUAAAUAGUUUACACUUGUUUCGAUUUUUUGAAAAGAUGGAUAACAUCCUUAAAUAUAUGUAAAUAUAUAGGUUAAAGCUAAUAUAUCUGCCCUGAUGUAUUAGCUAAACAUGAAAAAUGUCUCUUCUUCCCCCAGUCUCUCCAAAAUACUCAAAUCAAAACCAUAACUACCGAUUAGAACGGUAUUAUCUUCUUAUAGGAAAAUAUUUUAAGUUUGAUUGUUUGUGUGUGUGUGACAAAUAGUAGACAGUUUUAUGCAAUGCUCAAACUUAGGAUCUCGAACUGUAUGAUAUUAGUGAUAUAAAAGAAACUUUGAUGCUGCUAAGCCGUCCGGCCAGCCAGAGACAGCCCAAGAUCAUAUGGGGCCCUGAGCAGAAUUUGAUUUGGGCCCCCUCUAAUAAAUAAAUUUCAUGGAUUUUUUUUGUUUUUAGUUUUUUUUUAUGAAGGGAACAAAAUAAUUUUCUCAGCUCUCAAGUUUUUCACGUCAUAUUUAUUGCAUUGAAAAAAGGUAGAGUGUGCAUGAAAUGUAACUCCUGCAUAAAAGCAGCAGUUGCGAGCUUCCCCACAGCAUGAUGCCUCCACUGCCUUGUUUCACCACAAUUUUAGAAAAAUAAACUUCUGUUUUAGUCUGGUUUUGUUAUUAAUGUGCGCUAAACACGUAAGUUCAAGUGUGCAUGGAGAAAGAUGAACGCAAACAACAUGAUUGAAUUUUUUAUUUAUUUUUUUAAAAUCACUGGCCCUUUAAAUCGUCUGUGCCAAAUUCAAUUCCCAAAGUGAAAUGAAAUGUUCUCGAUACUCAUAUCAUCCAAGUAUCUUCAGAGAGUCAUAGUGGAUGGUGAUGCAGAGGGUAAGGAAGGGUCUCCAAUAGCAGUCAGUCCUGCAGUGACUCUGAACAGGCCUCUGACUGAAGACUGUUGCUGUGUGACAAAAUUGUGUUUUUGUUGAACAAAUACCUAUUCAAGAGUUGGAAUAGACAUUUUUGCUAUAUUGAGGCCUCAAGGUUUCAGUGUAAAUGUUCUGACAUUGGUUAUGUAAAAGUAAAGUGGGUUUUCUAACAACUAUGAAUUUAGCAACCAGAUUAUUAUAAUUUCCUCUGUGUGAUUACAACUGGUACGGAUUUAUUUAGAAAAAUUUAAUUUUUUGAAAAAACGUAACACUGAUAUUCUUGGGGGCCCUCUGCUGGCCUGGAGGUCCAAGCAGCAGCUCAGCCCCCUUGUGCCUUCGGCCGCCUCUAUGACCAGCACACGAUGCUCAGUCGAUGUAUAUUUUAUAAUGUUUAAAGUCUUUUUUGAUUUCUCUAUUUUUAUUCUUUGCAAUCAAAUCACUAAUAUCAAUGGCGUGCUUUAGUAGACAUGCACUGUUUCACUCUGUAGCCUUAAUCUUAUAUGAUGCCUCAAAACUACUGUGUUGUAAUGUAUCAGUGGAAUGCACUCUUUAGAACACUUCCAUUUUUGUGACCCUGUACAUACGCUUAUCUAUUGCUUGACCUAAACAUUCAUGAAAUGUCAGGAAUCAUUUUGAUAUGUUUGUUGUUUAUACUUUUUAGACUGUCAUGUAUUUGUGAAAUUAACUGACCCACGUAUUCAGAAUGAGAUGGAUUUAAUAAACAACAAAAUAUUUA
Molecule: messenger RNA, 3445 nt
Organism: Xiphophorus hellerii (green swordtail)
Lineage: Eukaryota; Metazoa; Chordata; Actinopteri; Cyprinodontiformes; Poeciliidae
Gene: il15ra
Product: interleukin 15 receptor subunit alpha
Exons: 8
Coding region: 148-852 (234 amino acids)
Biological process (GO): interleukin-15-mediated signaling pathway
Molecular function (GO): interleukin-15 receptor activity
Source: RefSeq, a predicted model, not a curated record